GUGAUGGAUGCAUAAGGAAUCGUGCAGCUGCAGCGAUAGUCGCAGCUGAUCCGUCGAGCUGGAAAGGUUAAAGUACGACUCAUCCUUUUGGACCUCUUUUUUUUCUCCAAGCUCUCUCAUGGAGACGAGAGUGAUAAAACAAAAUAAAACCAAAACCGUUAAUUCAACGGGCUCGUAAGAUUCUAACCCCCAACGGCCUGAAGAUUUUUAUUUACAAGACGAGAAUAAUUUGUUUUAAUUUCUUGUGCUCGUGAAAAAGUUUUUAAAAAUUGUGCAAAUACAAACAGUGAAAGGUGAUACAAGCUGGUGGCAUCUCGGCGACGUCUUGGAACGACAGGUUUCCACGAGGCAGUGAACGAUAUGGACUUGGAUCAUGAUCAAAUGAACUAGCGGCAUCAAAAAGGAGUGAUACAAUUGAAAAGCAUGACUUUUUUACCCAGUCGAACAUCCCGCAAGGGUACUGUACUAUGUUUUAUCGCGCUGCUCUUCCUCUUUGCACUUUAUCAACUGGGAAUCAUAUGCGGGAGUGGAAAGGAUCAAGGAACGACAAUGAUGGUAGCUAGAGAAACGAAUAAUAUUGCCACCUUUUAUCAGGUUAUGGAUAGUGCAGUUGCAGCAUUUUGUUUGGAAGUUAUUGCGAGGCAUGGCGAACCAGCCCCCCGAUUGUGCAAUAAAGAUCCCUUGACGCUCAAAAUGGGUUCUUACAUGUUGGAUUUAUUUCCCAAUGCGAAAUUUCUUUUCAUGGUGAGAGACGGCCGAGCUACAGUCCACUCGAUAAUAUCAAGAAAGGUGACAAUAACGGGAUUCGACCUGACAUCCUAUCGGCAAUGCCUGACAAAAUGGAAUCACGCAAUAUCCCAGAUGCACUCACAAUGCAAGGAAGUUGGUUCUGAUCGAUGCCUUAUGGUACCAUACGAACAACUAGUAUUACAUCCACGUGAAUGGCUGAAAAAAAUCCUCAAUUUUCUCGAUCUCCCCUGGAGUGAGUCAGUCCUCCAUCAUGAGGAAUAUAUAAAUAAACCCGGAGGUGUCCCUCUCAGCAAGGUCGAAAGAUCUUCGGAUCAAGUAAUAAAACCGAUAAACUUGGAAGCUCUUACCAAGUGGGUCGACAAUAUUCCUGAGGAUGUUGUUAGAGACAUGGCGGAAAUAGCACCAAUGCUGUCAGUAUUAGGAUAUGAUCCCUACGCAAACCCACCGGAAUACGGAACACCCGACAGUGUAGUUAGUGAUAAUACGAGGAGUUUACAAAAUCAAAGCCAUUGAUGAACAGCGAAAUUUCCAUUUUUUU
Messenger RNA from Fopius arisanus, 1288 nucleotides. It is a transcript of the gene Tpst, whose product is annotated as tyrosylprotein sulfotransferase. The transcript is spliced from 7 exons. Gene Ontology annotation, biological process: peptidyl-tyrosine sulfation. Gene Ontology annotation, cellular component: Golgi apparatus. NCBI's taxonomy places the organism in Eukaryota, Metazoa, Arthropoda, Insecta, Hymenoptera, Braconidae. The record is from RefSeq and is a predicted model, not a curated record. The coding region runs from base 424 to 1263 and encodes 279 amino acids. Gene Ontology annotation, molecular function: protein-tyrosine sulfotransferase activity.